Tachysurus vachellii is the source of this 2116-nucleotide messenger RNA. RefSeq names its product E3 ubiquitin/ISG15 ligase TRIM25-like. Gene Ontology annotation, molecular function: zinc ion binding; protein binding. NCBI's taxonomy places the organism in Eukaryota, Metazoa, Chordata, Actinopteri, Siluriformes, Bagridae. The record is from RefSeq and is a predicted model, not a curated record. The transcript has 8 exons. The coding region runs from base 64 to 1818 and encodes 584 amino acids.
CCUCAUUCCUUCCGUCUCUCUUUUUCAUUCUCUCUCACUUGCUCAGUGUGAGACUCCAAGAAAAUGGCUGAGGCUGGUAUUUCAACAGAUCAGGAUCGGUUCAGCUGUCCAGAGUGUCAGGAACUCCUGAAGGAUCCUGUAACGACUCCAUGUGGCCACAACUUCUGUAAGGUGUGUAUUAAUGACUUCUGGGAUAAAGAAGAUCAGAGUGGGGUUUACAGCUGCCCCCACUGUAAAGUGACUCACAAUACAAGGCCUGAAUUAUGCAGGAACAACAAGCUGGCUGAAGUGGUGGAGGAUCUGAAGAAACUCCAAGCUGCUUCUCCUGCUCACUGUUACGCUGAAGAUGUGGAGUGUGAUUCCUGCAUAGGGAGAAAACGCAAAGCUGUUAAUUACUGUCUGGUUUGUCAGGCUUCCUAUUGUGAAGAUCAUCUUCAACCUCACUAUCAGUCUCCUGCCUUUAAGAAGCACAAGUUAGUCGAAACUGGGGCAGAGCUCCAGAAGAGUCUCUGUUUUCAGCAUCACAAACUGAUGGAGAUCUACUGUCGUACUGACCAAAGCCUCAUCUGUUACUUGUGUACGAUGGAAAAACACAAAGGUCAUGAUACAGUUUCAACUAAAACAGAAAGAACUAAAAAACAGAAUGAGCUAAAGGAGGAGCAGGUGAAAUCCCAGCAGAGGAUCCAGGAGAAGGAGAAGAAGCUGCAGGAGCUGAAACAGGCUGUGGACAUUAUUAAGAAGCGUUCACAGGCAGCAUUAGAUGACAGUGAGAGGAUCUUUACUGAGCUGAUCAGCUCCAUGGAGAAAAAGCGCUCGGAGGUGACGGAGCUGAUCAGAGCUGAAAUGAAUCAAGGUGAACGACUCCUGAAUCAACUGGAGAAGGAGAUUGCUGAUCUAAAGAGGAGAGUCACUGAAAUGGAGCAGCUUUCACACACACACAAUAACAUCCACUUCCUCCAGAGUUUCCCGUCUCUCUGUGUUUCUCCUGGAUGUGACGACUCACUCAGCUUCACUGUCAAUCAACAUCUCUCAUUUGAUGGAGUGAUGGAAGCUCUCUCAGAUCUGAAAAAACGAGUCGAGCAAAUCUGUGAGGAGAAAUUCAACAAAAUCCAACCAGAAGCUACAGCAGCACAGAAGAUUUUACCCUCAGGACCAAAGAUCAACAAACACAAUCUGCAAUAUGUGAAAAAAAAAGUUGAGGAAGUCUUAUUGCUGAAACUUCGUCAACGAGCUGUAGCAGUGCAGACCAUUUUACCCUCAGAACCAAAGAGCAGAGAAGAUUUUCUGCAGUAUUUCUGUUAUCUGACUCUGGAUUCAAACACAGCACAUCCUGAACUCAUUCUGUCUGAGAAGAACAGAGUGGUGACACGGAGUGAGACACAACAGCGAUACUCUGAUCAUCCAGAGAGAUUUGACUCCUGGCCUCAGGUGUUGUGUAAGGAGAGUGUGUGUGGACGCUGUUACUGGGAGGUGGAGAGCAGAGGUGUUGUGUCCAUAUCAGUCUCAUAUAAAGAGAUCAGCAGGAAAGUAGAAGGCUAUGAGUGUGUGUUUGGAUACAACAGUCAGUCCUGGAGUCUGCAGUGUUCUUCUUUUUCUGUCUCUUUCUGGCACAACGACAUUAAGACUGAGCUCAGAGGUCCAUCAUCCUCCAGAAUAGGAGUGUAUGUGGAUCACAGUGCAGGAACUCUGUCCUUCUACAGCGUCUCUGAUGUGAUGAGGCUCCUUCACAGAGUCCACACCACAUUCACUCACCCUCUAUACCCUGGAUUCUGGAUACGGAGCUAUGAUUCACAUAUUUCUUUGUGUGAUCCAAAAUAAGAUGUUCAUACUGUAAGUGAAAUUAUAUCUACAAACUACAGCUACAGUGGAAUUGUUGUGUCCAGAAUCUUUAACAUUUAACAAUUAGAAUUAGAUUUCUAUUAACAAAUAAGUUACAUAAAUAAUGUAAGGGAUGUUUGUAGAACAAAGAAAUGUUAUUAAGCAGAGUCCCUUUACAAGAGUUAUUAUACUGAUAUGUAAAAUGUAUGAAAAAAAUGUGGGUUUCUUUUGCGUUUCUUUGUGAAUAAUAAAACUCUCAAACUGCUGCAUUCUCAAAAUGCCAGUAGACUUUAAAUUA